CCUCGUGUGUGUCCCUCUAGAUCGAGGGAACCAUGGCGGACCACGAGGGCCCGCACCUCCUCACCGCCAACCUGCACAACAUGUUCGUGAAAGUGGCGUGGAACGCCACCUGCGGCACUUACACCAUCUGCAUGGUCACCGCAGGUUACGUGAAGAACCUGAUGACGGACGAGAACUACGUUCGCUGGGGCCAGGACGUGGAGGCGCUGCUGGCGGGCGCGGCGGUGACGGGGCUGGUGCAGCAGCUGUACCGACUGGCGGAGCAGCUGCCCGGCUGGGGCUACUGCCCCGAGCUCACCAGCGACAAGGGCGAGCUGAGCGGAUUCGGCUACUCAUAAUACCGUCCGCGAAAUAACACACGACAAAACAAUCACCGCUGCACGAACAUCCUCCACCUCUCUAAGUGCAUUAAUUUAAGUCCAAGUUUAUAUAAAACAGAACCUUUUUACAUAAACGCCGUACUUUUCCUCUAU
Messenger RNA from Frankliniella occidentalis (western flower thrips), 473 nucleotides. RefSeq lists its product as uncharacterized. The transcript is spliced from 3 exons. The record is from RefSeq and is a predicted model, not a curated record. Lineage: Eukaryota; Metazoa; Arthropoda; Insecta; Thysanoptera; Thripidae. Bases 33 to 338 code for a protein of 101 amino acids.